This is a messenger RNA of Beta vulgaris subsp. vulgaris (sugar beet), 1621 nucleotides long. RefSeq names its product cytochrome P450 703A2. Gene Ontology annotation, molecular function: monooxygenase activity; oxidoreductase activity, acting on paired donors, with incorporation or reduction of molecular oxygen; heme binding. NCBI's taxonomy places the organism in Eukaryota, Viridiplantae, Streptophyta, Magnoliopsida, Caryophyllales, Amaranthaceae. The annotation marks the transcript as partial. The record is from RefSeq and is a predicted model, not a curated record. The transcript is spliced from 2 exons.
AUACCAUCUUUGUUAAAUUUUAAUUUGAUGGAUUUUGGAACUUUAGCAAUAUAUUUACUGUGUGCACUUUUUGCUACCAAAAUUUUAUACCAAUGGCUCAAGUCCUACUUAUACACAACAUACAAACUCCCUCCCGGCCCACCAAGGUGGCCCUUAUUUGGAAACCUCCUUCAACUAGGGCCACUUCCCCACCGCGAUUUCGCCUCAUUUUGUGAAAAAUAUGGGCCUUUAGUCUACAUAAGGCUUGGUAAUGUGGAUGCCAUAACCACUAAUGAUCCAGAAAUCAUACGUGAGAUCUUAGUUCGACAAGAUGAUGUAUUUGCGUCUCGUCCACAUACCUUAGCCGCAACCCACUUGGCUUACAAUAGUGGUGAUGUGGCCUUGGCUCCAAUGGGACCAAAAUGGAAAAGAAUGAGAAGGAUAUGCAUGGAGCACUUGCUCACAACUAGACGACUUGAACUAUUUGUGAGUCAUAGGGCUGAUGAGGCACGACAUUUGGUCCAAGACGUAUUAACUCGUUCCCACAAAGAUAAAGUUGUUAAUUUGAGGGAAGUGUUAGGUGCAUUUUCUAUGAAUAACGUGACUAGAAUGUUGCUAGGGAAGCAAUACUUUGGGGCCGGGACGGCGGGCCCACAAGAGGCUCUAGAGUUUAUGCAUAUAACACAUGAGUUGUUUUGGUUACUAGGCUUGAUUUACUUGGGUGAUUAUUUGCCUUUUUGGAGGUGGGUUGAUCCAUAUGGAUGUGAAAAGAAAAUGAGGGAAGUUGAAAAAAGGGUAGAUGAUUUCCAUCGCAAAAUUAUAGAGGAACAUAGGAAGGAGAAGAAAAGGAAAGAAGAAAUGGGAGUGAAUGAGGGUGAAAUGGAUUUUGUAGAUAUUUUGUUGGCUUUGCCUGGUGAAAAUGGAAAUGAGCAUAUGGAUGAUGCAGAUAUUAAAGCUCUAAUUCAGGAUAUGAUAGCAGCAGCAACAGACACAUCAGCUGUAACCAACGAAUGGGCCAUGGCAGAAGUAAUAAAACACCCACGUGUCCUCCACAAGAUCCAACAAGAGCUUAACACAAUAGUAGGACCCAAUCGAAUGGUAACAGAAUCAGAUCUUCCCCACCUUAACUACCUACGUUGUGUCGUACGUGAAACGUUCCGAAUGCAUCCAGCAGGACCCUUUUUAAUCCCACAUGAAUCACUACGCCAUACAACAAUCAACGGCUAUGAUAUCCCAUCUGGGACACGUGUCUUCAUCAACACACAUGGGUUAGGACGUAACCUUAAAGUGUGGGACAACAUAGAGGAUUUUUACCCUGAAAGACAUUGGCCGUUGGAUGGAAGUAGAGUUGAGAUUAGCCAUGGAUCUGAUUUUAAAAUAUUACCAUUUAGUGCUGGGAAGAGAAGAUGUCCUGGGGCCCCACUUGGGGUGGUGUUUGUGUUGAUGGGAUUGGCUACACUUUUUCAUGCAUUUGAUUGGUUACCACCUGAUGGAAUGAAGGCAGAAGAAAUUGAUACUAAGGAAGUUUAUGGGAUGACUAUGCCUAAAGCUCAACCUUUAAUGGCUUUGGCUAAACCUAGGCUUGCUCCUCAUUUAUAUCUUUGAUACAUGUUCAUAUUGUGGUGCACUUAUAAGCACAAUA